Messenger RNA from Saimiri boliviensis boliviensis (Bolivian squirrel monkey), 1545 nucleotides. RefSeq names its product G protein-coupled receptor 171 (gene GPR171). Gene Ontology annotation, molecular function: G protein-coupled purinergic nucleotide receptor activity. Gene Ontology annotation, cellular component: membrane. Gene Ontology annotation, biological process: G protein-coupled receptor signaling pathway. The record is from RefSeq and is a predicted model, not a curated record. NCBI's taxonomy places the organism in Eukaryota, Metazoa, Chordata, Mammalia, Primates, Cebidae.
UGCGGCUGCUACUGCUGUGGCUAACCAAACAGCUCAUGCUUCUCUGAAGACGUACAGCAAGGCCUGCUGAGGCUCACGGAAGACAGCCCCAGAGUCUUAGAAAUUUUUCUUUUCAAUCAGCUGUCAUCCUUACUUUCCCUCAAGAUGACAAAUAGUUCGUUCUUCUGCCCAGUUUAUAAAGAUCUGGAGCCAUUCACAUAUUUUUUUUAUUUAGUUUUCCUUGUUGGAAUUAUCGGAAGUUGUUUUGCAACCUGGGCUUUUCUACAGAAGAAUACUAAUCACAGGUGUGUGAGCAUCUACUUAAUUAAUUUGCUUACAGCCGAUUUCCUGCUUACUCUGGCAUUACCGGUGAAAAUUGUUGUUGACUUGGGUGUCGCACCUUGGAAGCUGAAGAUAUUCCACUGCCAAGUAACAGCCUGCCUCAUCUAUAUCAAUAUGUACUUAUCAAUUAUCUUCUUGGCAUUUGUCAGCAUUGAUCGCUGUCUUCAGUUGAUACACAGCUGCAAGAUCUACCGAAUACAAGAACCUGGAUUUGCCAAAAUGGUAUCAACCGUUGUGUGGCUAAUGGUCCUUCUCAUAAUGGUGCCAAAUAUGAUGAUUCCCAUCAAAGACAUCAAGGAAAAGUCCAAUGUGGGUUGUAUGGAGUUUAAAAACGAAUUUGGAAGAAACUGGCAUUUGCUAACCAAUUUCAUAUGUGUAGCAAUAUUUUUAAAUUUUUCAGCCAUUAUUUUAAUAUCCAACUGCCUUGUAAUUCGACAGCUCUACAGAAACAGAGAUAAUGAAAAUUACCCAAAUGUGAAAAAGGCCCUCAUCAACAUACUUUUAGUGACCACAGGCUACAUCAUAUGCUUUGUUCCUUAUCAUAUUGUCCGCAUCCCAUAUACCCUCAGCCAGACAGAAGUCAUAACUGAUUGCUCAACCAGGAUUUCACUCUUCAAAGCCAAAGAGGCCACACUGCUUCUGGCUGUGUCAAAUCUGUGCUUUGAUCCUAUCCUGUACUAUCAUCUCUCAAAAGCAUUCCGUUUAAAGGUCACUGAGACUUUUGCCUCACCUAAAGGGACCAAGGCUCAGAAAGAAAAAUUAAGAUGUGAAAAUAAUGCAUAAAACAUAGGAAUUUUUUUGUGCUACCAAUUCUGGACUUACUGGAUCAUAAAUUUAUGGUUUUGAAAGAGAAAAAAAAAACUCAGUAUGAAAAAAUACAGGUAAUUAGCAAAUAUGUACUGGUUUACUUAGAAAUCCUGUUACCAAAUGCAAGUCAAGCUUGUACUGUUAUGCUUGUUGAUACUCAUUAACACAAAUAUCUGUACAAAAAACUAAAGAGUCUCAUUGAACCAAUAUAAAAUCCUGCAAUAUCCUUGAAAUCCAAUAGGUCCAUGAUAGAAACCCAAAGAUAUUCAUGAGUUAUUCAUUUAAAUGUCUAGAACUGACUUCUUGAUAAAAAUAUGAAAAAUCAUUUCCAUGUAAGUUACCAGAAAGCCCACCAGCAACAUAAUUUUAAAGACUUUCAGAUUACUUUUUUUGAAUGCAGCUUACAUAAAAAUACUU